AUGACCACCACCAGCAACUCCCCUGCCUCCGCCCUGGAUUUCUACCCACGCAAGCGCUCUCGCGGCGGCUGCAUCGACUGCAAGAAGGCCAAGGUCAAAUGCGACGAGCUGCGGCCCACGUGUGGCACUUGUGUGCGCCGUGGCCAUGUCUGCCAGGGCUACCGACUGCCGGGCGCCCGCCGCAGCUCCAAGACAGCAGAGGCAUCCUCCCCCGCAGCGACAGCCAUAGCUGCCUCGCCAGUUCCAUCAACAGCGACAUCGCUUGUCGUGGCUUCGUCUGCCUUCUCCUCUCGUCGUCAUUCAGAACCCUCGCUGGUCCCAUGCACCAGUCUCUCGCCGAUCCCCCGCGGCACCGUCCCCGAGGCCGACGAGCCCACCAUCCAGCGCUAUUUCGACCGCCACCCCUUGGAGUUUGUCAUCGAGAGCGACUUUGUCGACGAGAUGAACGCCCAUACCCUGCUGGUCUUCCAGCAGGACCCGCAGGCCAUCGCCGACACCCUCUACGCCGUCGGUCAGCUCUACUUUGACCACGCUGACGGCCAUAGCCCGCUCGUCCCGGCGCUGAACCGCCGCGCUCGAACGCUUGCCCGUCUGCGCAAGAUGCAGACCGACAACGAGCUCGAGCAGAUGAUCGUCAUGAUUCUGGGUCUAUCCGCAAUGGAUCUCCUUGACCCUAGGGCCCAUCGCGACGAAAGCUCCAUCCCCCUACUGCUCUCCUACUGUGCUUCCAUUGUCUCCCAGCAUCUGCACGCCGGGAUUGCCCUUAGCUCGGUCGCGCGCUACUUCCUGCGUGCCCUUGCCCGGCAGGAUAUCGUCUGUUCCCUCGUCUCCAUGCGCCGGCCGCAGAUCCCCGUGGCCGUCUGGCUCGAUGAGGCCUGUCUACAGGCUGCCGAUAGGGUGAUGGGCUUCACCGUCACCCUUAUGCCUCUGCUCGAAGAACUGUGUGCGUUGGCAGAAGACAUUCGCGAACACCGCACCACCUUGCUCGAAGACGCCUUGCUCGAAGACACUUUGCUCGAAGACACCUUGCUUGAAGACACCUCGCUCGAAGACACCAUGUUCGAGGACACUACCAUAGCCACUGCUACCGACACCACCAUCGCCACUGCUACUCACAUCAACACCACCUCCAUCGAUCUAGAAACUCCUCUCGUCGCCUCGACAGGUCUCACCAUCGCCGCCACGGCCGCCGAUCUAGCGCUGCGCAUCCGCGCCUGGCAGCCCGUCGCCACAUACGAGGUCUCGGUCCGAGUCUCGCGCCGCUGCCUACUACAAGCGUACGCCUCCCGCGCCGCUGCACUACUAUACCUGCACCGGCUGCUCCAUCCCGCAGGCAGCUCCGCCGAGGCCGACCGCAUCGCCCUCGGCAUGGCCUGCGAGGUUCUCGCCCACCUGAGCGCCCCCGCCGACGAGCUCCGUCUCUCGCUGUGGCCCGCCUUCGUGGCUGCCUGCGAGCUCGUCGCCGCCGACGACCGCGCUACCGUCCUCGACAUCUUCGACGGCAUCUACCGUGUACGCUUCACAGCUACCGCCCUGCGCACCCGUGCCUUUUGCGUCGACCGUGUCUGGCAUGCCCGCGAUACGGGUCAGCCCUGGAACUGGAUGGAUCUCGUCCAGCAGUAUCCGGGAGAAUGCUUGCCUAUCUGA
Penicilliopsis zonata CBS 506.65 is the source of this 1647-nucleotide messenger RNA. RefSeq lists its product as hypothetical. Gene Ontology annotation, cellular component: nucleus. The transcript has 2 exons. The record is from RefSeq and is a predicted model, not a curated record. Gene Ontology annotation, molecular function: zinc ion binding; transcription cis-regulatory region binding; DNA-binding transcription factor activity, RNA polymerase II-specific. Bases 1 to 1647 code for a protein of 548 amino acids. Lineage: Eukaryota; Fungi; Ascomycota; Eurotiomycetes; Eurotiales; Aspergillaceae. Gene Ontology annotation, biological process: positive regulation of transcription by RNA polymerase II.